Dunckerocampus dactyliophorus (ringed pipefish) is the source of this 2838-nucleotide messenger RNA. RefSeq names its product glutamate-cysteine ligase, catalytic subunit (gene gclc). Gene Ontology annotation, cellular component: glutamate-cysteine ligase complex. The record is from RefSeq and is a predicted model, not a curated record. Gene Ontology annotation, biological process: glutathione biosynthetic process. Bases 476 to 2368 code for a protein of 630 amino acids. Lineage: Eukaryota; Metazoa; Chordata; Actinopteri; Syngnathiformes; Syngnathidae. Gene Ontology annotation, molecular function: glutamate-cysteine ligase activity. The transcript has 16 exons.
GGGGAGGUGUUCAUUAUGUACGACAGACAGUACAACUCUGUUAAAGUGGGUUGGUUUGGCAGCCGCGGCUCCUUUGGUUCAACCCACCACAGAAGUGCACAUUUAUAAAGCGCCUCAACGAGCAGGCAAGUGACAAAAAGCUCCCGCAGGGUUGCUUUCGUUGAGCAUCAGCCGUAGCGUGUCUGUCAGCUAACGAGGUAUUAGCAAGUGAUGAGCAGGGCCCUUUCUAGCUUCUUGUGGAUAGACACUUAAAAGUUAAAGACAGGCUGCUUUCAACUUCCAACACCCCGAAAAUACGAAAUCAACAUCUGACCUCCCGGAGAGCUCAUUUAAUUAUCCUAUUGCUAUGUUUUUUCUGUGAGACUUUAUGCUAGCUUGGCACAAGUUGGACAGACUAGCUUGUUACUAGCUAACACUCGGCGUGAAAGUUAGCCGGAGAAGACAGCAAGGCAAGCUCUGUUUGAGCGUCUGUGAGAUGGGUUUGCUCAGUCAAGGAUCGCCACUGAACUGGGAAGAAACCAAGAAGUAUGCUGAUCACAUCAGAAAACACGGCAUCAUCCAGUUUGUUAACAUUUACAACAAUCUGAAGGACCGGCAGAAGGAUGUGCUAAAAUGGGGCGAUGAGGUAGAGUACAUGUUGGUGGAAUUGGAUGACAAAGAUGAAAAGGUUCGACUGGCUCUGAACAGUAGCGAUGUUUUGGAUACCCUCCAAGGUCAAGGUGAAAAGAUAAACCCAAACCACCCCACGCUUUGGAGGCCCGAGUAUGGCAGCUACAUGAUAGAGGGAACUCCAGGGCAGCCAUAUGGCGGGACCAUGUCAGAGUUCAACACUGUGGAGGGCAACAUGGGGAAGAGACGACAAGAGGCUUCAUCUGUUCUUAACCACAAUGAAAUUCUAUGCACAAUCACCUCAUUUCCAAGGCUAGGUUGCCCUGGUUUUACCAAGCCUGAGUAUCGGCCAACGCCUAUUGAGAGCGGCGCGUCAAAGUCACUGUUUUUCCCGGAUGAAGCCAUUAACAUACACCCAAGAUUCAGCACCCUCACUCGGAACAUACGACACAGGCGAGGAGAGAAAGUCACAAUUAAUGUGCCGAUCUUCAGAGACAAGUGCACUCCAUCUCCAUUUGUGGAAGAGUUUCCUGAAGAUGACGGGGAGUCGGCGAGAGCAGCUCUUCCUGACCACAUCUACAUGGACGCCAUGGGCUUUGGGAUGGGAAACUGUUGCCUGCAGGUUACAUUCCAAGCUUGCAGUAUUGAUGAGGCAAGAUAUCUUUAUGACCAACUAGCAACAUUCUGUCCGAUAGUGAUGGCUCUGAGCGCAGCCUCCCCAUUCUACAGAGGCCACGUGUCGGACAUUGAUUGUCGCUGGGGGGUUAUUUCUGCCUCGGUGGAUGACAGGACACAGGAGGAACGUGGACUCAAGCCUUUAAAAAAGAACAAAUACAGAAUUUUCAAGUCAAGAUAUGACUCCAUUGACAGCUACUUGUCUAAAUGCGGUGAGAAGUACAACGACAUCGAUUUGACGAUAGAUGAGGACAUCUGUAAGCAGCUGCUGGGUGCAGGAAUUGACAAGCUUCUGGCCCAGCACAUUGCGCACCUCUUCAUUCGCGAUCCGCUCUGCACCUAUGAGGAGAAAUUGAACCAAGAUGACGAGAAUGAGUCAGAUCACUUUGAGAACCUCCAGUCCACCAACUGGCAGACGAUGAGGUUCAAACCACCCCCUCCCAACUCAGACAUUGGCUGGAGAGUUGAGUUCCGCCCAAUGGAGGUACAGCUAACAGACUUUGAAAAUGCUGCCUAUGUUGUAUUCGUUGUCCUGCUGACCAGAGUCAUCUUAUCCUACAAACUGGACUUCCUCAUCCCCUUGUCCAAGGUGGACGAAAACAUGAAAGCGGCGCAGAGAAGGAACGCUGUGCAAGAGGGCAUGUUCUACUUCCGAAAGGACAUCUUCAAAGGCUGUAAUCCUGGCCUCGACGGCACCUCCUCUGCCCAGAAUGGCCUGGAGACUGACUGCGCCAACGAGGAGUACACACUGAUGAGCAUCGACACCAUCAUCAAUGGGAAGGAGGGAGUGUUUCAGGGACUCAUCCCCAUCCUUAACUGCUAUUUGGAGAACAUGGAGGUUGAUGUAGAUACCAGAUGCACCAUAUUGAACUACCUGAAGCUUAUCAAGAAGCGUGCCUCAGGUGAAUUAAUGACAAUGGCCAAGUGGAUGAGGGAGUUUGUGGCCAAGCACCCCGAGUACAAGCAGGACAGCGUCAUAACCGACAAGAUAAACUAUGACUUCUUUGUGAGGUGUGACAAGAUCGCAAAAGGUGAAGAACAGUGCCCAGAGCUCAUUGGGAAUCCAGUCAACAAGUUCAAGUAAGAAUAACUUGUACAUGUAUAAGACAACGACCAAACUACGUGGCUCAAAUUGAAAGCGGUCCAGUUUUUAAAAGAUGUUUUUAAAAAAACUAACAAAAAAUACACUGCAGCAAAUCUAUGUACAUAUAUACUGUAUCAGAUUUUUAUGAUUGCAAAUUAUUUUAAUAGGAUUGAGAUAUGGUAAAGGUUAUGUCAUAGAAAUCAUGUAUAUUUAUUUUUCUCUGGAAAUGAAACAUCUCUGUGUGACAAUGUAAAUGUAGCAAAGAGUUGUACAGUAGUUAGUGUCUUUCCCUCCUGUUAAUACUGUACCUCAUUGCUCUUUGAAACAUUAACAUGGCACACUGCGUUGUGUCUCAGCAUCUAUGUGAGCUUUCUUUGCCUUUUGGACAAGAUCUGUUUUGUUUUGUUCUAUUGCUUUGCUCUAUUUGUAAUUGUAGUUGGAGGCAGUGUUGCAUUCAAGUACAGGCAGUU